This is a messenger RNA of Oldenlandia corymbosa var. corymbosa, 1962 nucleotides long. NCBI's taxonomy places the organism in Eukaryota, Viridiplantae, Streptophyta, Magnoliopsida, Gentianales, Rubiaceae. The record is from the annotation of a GenBank genome assembly.
AUCCUGAGAUAAAACAAACAAAAGGAAGAAACCCAAAAAAAUCUCAGAUCCAAUCCAAUCAGCCAACCUCUUCUUUCUUCCUCCAUCUCGCCGGAUCGAAAUCAGAUCUCCAAUCACCAUGUCGUCGACCUUCAGCGGAGAUGAAACUGCACCCUUCUUCGGCUUCCUCGGCGCUGCCGCUGCCCUAGUCUUCUCCUGUAUGGGAGCUGCGUACGGAACAGCGAAGAGUGGCGUCGGUGUGGCAUCAAUGGGAGUGAUGAGGCCUGAGCUGGUGAUGAAGUCUAUCGUUCCGGUGGUUAUGGCUGGUGUGCUCGGUAUUUAUGGCUUGAUUAUUGCUGUGAUUAUUAGUACCGGCAUCAACCCCAAGACUAAGGCCUACUACCUGUUCGAUGGAUAUGCUCAUCUCUCUUCCGGUUUGGCUUGUGGCCUUGCUGGACUUUCUGCUGGCAUGGCUAUCGGAAUAGUUGGUGAUGCCGGUGUUAGGGCCAAUGCUCAACAACCAAAGCUUUUUGUUGGUAUGAUUCUUAUUCUUAUUUUUGCUGAAGCUCUGGCUCUUUAUGGUCUGAUUGUUGGUAUCAUCCUCUCCUCUCGAGCUGGUCAAUCAAGAGCUGAUUAGAGAACUGGAAUGGAUGUGGCUCGCAGAUGGUCUCGUCCAAUCUUUUGUUAAGAAGUAUCUAUGUUGUCUUUCUCUAUUAUUUGAGGUGGUGGUGCAGUAGGGAAGCUUACUCAGUUAAACCCAAGCAUUCACAGUGGAAAUCCCAUUGCUUCCUACGGCUAUUCCGGUGUUUACCUUCUUUAGAUUUUGCAUUUAUAUUAUUUUUUGAAUAAAUUCUGUUCUGUUUAAUAGCACUGCAUCCAGAAAACAACUAGAUUGAAUUUGUAUAACGAUACUUUUACAUCAGUUUUUUUUUUUUGAACAUUGAUGUUUCACCACUUUAUUUUCAAUCUGAUAAAUAAUAUUGGCUUAUCGUUACCACGUUUGGAUUCAAAUUGAUCUCAAUCUUAUGCACGUAUUCUUAGUUUUUGGAAACCAAGUGUGUUCUAUUGUACUUGUAAAUUCUCGAAUUCACCAAAAGCUGCUGUUUGACAUCUUGUGGGUACUUAAAUUUUUCAUUUUUCAUUUCUCAACCUAUCUUGUAGUUCUGCAAUUAAAAUCCUGCCCCUUAGGAUAUGUGGUGGUUAUGUUCUGCAAUUAAAAUUCUGCUGUUUGGUACAUACCCUUAGCCAGAUCAGAUCAAUUGUCACGGAGAAGAAUCGAUCUCUGAUGACGACAGAAAAAAAAUUCUUCUCAACAAGUAACUGGAGGUAUUGGGUGGUUCUAAUUUCCAUUGUGUUUAUGCGCCGCCGCACCCCUCACGGUUCUUGUUAUUAUGCAUCAUCAUCAUCAUCACCAAUCUAUCAACAACAAGAACCCAGAAGAGUUUAUUCACUCUCAAUACCAAAAACUGGAUGAUCUAUUCCGCACCCUUUUCGGGUUCGGAGUCACCUUCGGUGGCAUGGUUAUCUCAGUAUUCCCCUCCAUCGCUCGGUAUGUGAGACAGUACCCAAAUAACAGUACUGCACAGUUUUUGGAUGGCGGUCCCGACGAGCCUAAGUUUUUCACUUCCGUUAUCUCUUUUCUUGGUUUGUCAUAUCUUGCCAUUUUGUUGCCCCUUACCAACUAUUUCACCCCCAACUUUUUCAAUCUCCGCUGCAAGAUUCAGCAUCACCAGUUCAAAACCCUAGCGGAUUUCCAACUCUUUGAAUAUUACAAUGGUAUGUUCUACUUUUCCUUGGGAUUCAGGAUCGCUUGGUUUAUGUUGUCUGCUCUCGUCGAGAUUGUCUAUUAGCGUCACGAGUUGGUCCAUCUCUGGAGGGUCAUAACCAACAACACUUGGUGGUAUUCUUCUUCUAUACGUAUUCAUCCCACCUCAGUGAAUCAACCCAACAACAACAGCUCAGAAGAGGAUGCCAUACACAUAG